Messenger RNA from Pimephales promelas (fathead minnow), 3124 nucleotides. RefSeq names its product tektin 2 (gene tekt2). Gene Ontology annotation, cellular component: nucleus; microtubule cytoskeleton. Lineage: Eukaryota; Metazoa; Chordata; Actinopteri; Cypriniformes; Leuciscidae. The record is from RefSeq and is a predicted model, not a curated record. Gene Ontology annotation, biological process: cilium movement involved in cell motility; cilium assembly.
UAGAGUAUGUCACGGUCAUAUGAUGACACUGUCUCAAUGAGUGAGUAAUUGUUGAGCGUUACUAUGCUAUUUAAAUUAUUGAGGGAGCUGCGGUUGCGUCGCCCCGUUACCAGGAGACCCGCUUACUGUGUCUCUUCACUCACAGCAGGCAAACAACACUUCUGAAAGUUUCAUCCGUCUCGAUACCAGCAAACAUGGCCACCCUGAGCUCGAAGCCAAGCUUGCGUUACAGUGUGUCUGAUUGGGCAACUGGCAAUACACAGAUCUCCAAUGUUGCUGAGCACAAGCGCAAUAUUUCACACGAGAUACGGCAGGCAGGAAGAGAUCUGCGUAAUGAGACGGCCAAUAAGACGAACUGGGAAGAGUAUGACAGCAGCCGGCGACUGAGUGACAGAAUCAAUGACGUCUUACGCUGGAAGGAGAAUCUGAAAGCCUGUGCACAGGAAGUGGAUACAGAAAUGGACGCACUAACCCUGUCCAAGGAGGAGACAGAACGAGCCCUUGCUGCCACUGUUCUGCCCCUUGAAGUCACUGCGGAGUGCUUGACCCUGAGGGAAGGUCGUCGUGGCAAGGAGCUGGUCAGUGACCCUGUAGAAGCUGAACUUAAGAGGGAAGUAGAGGUGAUCGAUGGAGCACAACGCUCCCUUCAGCAGUGCAUCGAUCAGGCCUUUGAACAGCUGUGUCGUCUACAGGAAGCACGGCAACAGCUGACCAUUGACCUUCAGGAUAAAAUAGAGGCGCUUGAUGUGGACAUGUCAUGCUUGUCUCUCACUAUACGGUCACCUGAGAUCUCCCUGAAGCCCAACCCGACAAGGGUGCCCCCUGGUUCCACAACUCCUCAGCAGUGGGAGCAGUUCAGCCGAUACAAUAUUACUCGAGCCAAAGAAGAGAUGCAGGCCUCUGUGCAGAUAAGAGACAAUAACAGCAUCACAAGAGCACAGGUGCGGAAUGAGCUGGAAGCGCAACGAAUGGCCGUAGAGUUUGCUCUCCGUAAGCGGACUCACCACCAAGAACAAGCCCAUCAUGAAAUGCAAUGGCAGUUGAAAACUACUCAGGAUGAGAUUGCUGAGCUGGAGAAGGACAUUAGUGGCCUGGAGGAGGACAUGCAUGCCAAGAUGGCUCCUCUAAAGCUGGUCCACACCCGUCUGGAGAACAGGACAAAGAGGCCCGGCAUGGACCUGUGCCGAGAUGAGGUACAGUUUGGUUUGGUGGAUGAAGCCAAGCAACUGGAAGCCACCAUUCUAGCACUGAAACAGAAGCUAGCACAGGCCCAGCACACUAUGCAGGCUCUGAAGCAGCAUGAAGCUCAAAUGAUAGAGGAUCUGUCUCGUAAGCAGGAUGCCCUGUCUCUGGAGCAGCGCACCAGCCAGACCCGCCAGCACCUGACUCUGAGGGUCCAGACUGAGGGUCUACGUUCAGCUGUGGUGCCGCUCACCAACUCUAGUGGCAGAUCCAAGCUGGACCUCGCUUGAGUCGCCGUCCUGGUUCUUACCCCAUACUUAAGGUGCAUUUACUGUUGCUCAGUGAAAGUUCACUGGCGAAAUCCAAAUAUCCCAAUUAUAUCCCAAUUAUCCCUAAUUACCCCAAUAGGAAUUUGCGUUUCAUUUGAGCUGUGCUUUUUACAUCUCUACGCAAUUGACAAUUGAUUUGGAACACAUCCGGAACACAUCCGGGUAUUUGAACUGGACUGUGAACUUUGAAUUGGAACAGUACUUGGGCAGUGACUGAUGACGUUUCCCAAGUCCACAAGAACACAAAUGCAGACAAGAACGCAUAUUGAGAAACGGCCAUCGUCUUCAAGAUUACUAGAAACUUCGAGACUGGUGUUUUAGAGCUGGUUGGAGCAACACUACUGGACAGUGGCCCUCCAGGAGUAGAGUUUGACACAUGUGGUCUAAAUUUAAAAGAGUCAUAUCAUGGGAUAUCAAAUUUUAAUCUAUAUUUUGAAAUAAGAGUCAAAAUUCCUCAUCAGCCCAAUGGCUUGUUCGGAACUUCUGCAACUUUUUUGACGUCACACAGAUGAACAUAUUGACACAGGAUCAUAUACAUUUAUAAGUCAGUGAUAGCAGUUUGAUAUUAGCAACUUCUGCCCAGUCCUGGCGAGGUAAUAAAGAGGAAGUUGGGUAGAUAUUACAUGUUUGGCAGACAGUUUAAUCCAAAGCGGCUUACAGUGUGUUGAAAGGAUACAUUUUAAUUCAGUACUUGCAUUCCUGGGCAUCAAACUCAAGACUUUUGAGUUCCUAGUACCAAUUUUGUUACAGCCAGAGCUGCAAAAAAUGGCUAGAUUAAUUGGCAAGAGAGAGGGUGGAAACUAGUCAGGGACAACUAAAUAAGGUGAAUCAAUACAAUGAAUAAUUAUUUGAUAACCUAACGAUUACAUUUAAAAAAAUGUAUUGCAUAAAUAAAUGUGGUAUGACUUUUUUAAAUUGUAUUUUUUUUUUUUGCUUCAUUCCAGUAUUUUACAAAUUUCUAUUUCCUCUUCCCAUGUCUACCAAUCUUAAGACAACUUUUUUUGCUGAUGUGGAAAUGAGUUUUGAGUGUAGUAUUUCAAAUAUUCAUUUGAUUUUAUGAUUAAGAGUGGAGCAACCUCAAAUAAAUACACACUAACUUGCAAACCACAUGUGAAUCAUUUUGUUGUAUUGUUAAAUGGUCCUUUUGGCUUCAUAGUUCUUUCCAACAAUCCAUCUGUCAACAGAUUUUUUAUUUUAUGUGAGGGAAGAGAAGCUAAUGUCAUAUGAAAGGCUCUAUUUAGAUUGGACUUUGACUCUCAGUGAUGAAUGAGAUAAAAGAAUGGGUGACACAAAAAUCUACGCAAAUCCAUUGGUGAGGGUUUAUCAAUUCUGUUGAAGUUAAUAGCUACACUAAUGUCUCUAAAUGGGACCAUUUGAGUCUAUGUGAAAAUAACAGGGAGGAAGAUAUUUCCCUAUACGAGUUUAAAUGCAAGGCAAAUAAUACAGAGCUUAAAUCAUGGUUGAUCACAUUUUGUUAAAGUGUAUUUAUUGCUAAUAUAUAAUAGUAAACCUAAAAUUGAGGUUGUACAUUGUUAUUGAAACUUUUCUUUAGUUCUCAUGUUUUUUGUUCUCAUGCUCAGUGUGUAAAAGUUAUCUGAACUAAAUAAAGUUGA